UGGGGGGCAUCAGUGCCUUCACUCGAUCUGUCUCCCCCAGCACCAUCUAGGCUAUGGGCAUCAAGACAGCAUUGCCCGCGGUGGAGCUGGGCUUGUACUCCCUGGUGCUGAGUGGGGCUCUGGCCUAUGCUGGCCGGGGCCUCCUAGAAGCUUCACAAGAUGGGGCCCGCAGGAAGGCCUUUCGGGAGUCUGUGCGACCUGGCUGGGAGUAUAUUGGCCGGAAGAUGGACGUGGCUGACUUCGAGUGGGUGAUGUGGUUCACCUCCUUCCGCAAUGUCAUCGUCUUCGCCCUCUCUGGACAUGUGCUGUUUGCUAAACUCUGCACGAUGGUUGCCCCCGAGCUCCGCUCCUGGAUGUAUGCCGUAUAUGGGGCCCUGGCUGUGCUGGGCACGAUGGGCCCUUGGUACCUGCUGCUGCUACUUGGCCACUGUGUCAGCCUCUAUGUGGCCUCACUCUUGGGCCAGCCCUGGCUCUGUCUCGGCCUUGGCCUGGCCAGCCUAGCCUCCUUCAAGCUUGAUCCCCUAAUCUCCUGGCAGAGCGGGUUUGUAACAGGCACUUUUGAUCUUCAAGAGGUGCUGUUUCAUGGGGGCAGUGGUUUCACAGUGCUGCGUUGUACCAGCUUUGCACUAGAGAGCUGUGCCCACCCCGAUCGCCGCUACUCCCUAGCUGAUCUGCUCAAGUACAACUUCUACCUGCCUUUCUUCUUCUUCGGGCCCAUCAUGACCUUUGAUCGCUUCCACGCCCAGGUGAGCCAGGUGGAGCCGGUGAGGCAAGAGGGUGAGCUGUGGCGCAUCCGGGCCCAGGCUGGCCUCAGCAUGGUGGCCAUCAUGGCUGUGGACAUCUUCUUCCACUUCUUCUACAUCCUCACCAUCCCCAGUGACCUCAAGUUUGCCAACCGCCUCCCGGACAGCGCCCUUGCUGGCCUAGCCUAUUCAAACCUGGUGUACGACUGGGUGAAGGCGGCGGUCCUCUUCGGCGUGGUCAACACCGUGGCACGCCUUGACCACUUGGACCCGCCCCAGCCUCCCAAGUGCAUCACCGCACUCUAUGUCUUCGCGGAAACGCACUUUGACCGUGGCAUCAACGACUGGCUUUGCAAGUAUGUAUAUGACCACAUUGGUGGGGAGCACUCCGAGGUAAUCCCAGAGCUGGGGGCCACCGUGGCCACAUUUGCCAUCACCACUCUGUGGCUUGGACCUUGUGAUAUUGUUUACCUGUGGUCAUUCCUUAACUGCUUUGGCCUCAACUUUGAGCUCUGGGUGCAGAAGCUGGCAGAGUGGGGGCCCCUAGCACAAAUCGAGGCCUCUCUGUCGGAGCAGAUGUCUCGCAGGGUCCGGGCCCUCUUCGGGGCCAUGAACUUCUGGGCUAUCAUCAUGUACAACCUUGUAAGCCUGAACAGCCUCGAGUUUACAGAGCUGGUUGCCAGGCGCCUGCUACUCACAGGAUUCCCCCAGACCACUCUGGCCGUCCUGUUUGUCACCUACUGUGGUGUCCAGCUGGUGAAGGAACGAGAGCGAACCCUAGCACUAGAGGAGGAGCAGAAGGAGGACAAAGAGAAGCUGGAGUAGGCUGGAGGGGGAAGAGGGGAGAAGGAUGGGUUCUGCUCAGCUGUUUCCAGGCCCAUGCCCAGGCCAGGCCAGAUGGGCCCUGACCGAUAGAAUAAAAGACUUUUCUACC
Hyaena hyaena (striped hyena) is the source of this 1677-nucleotide messenger RNA. RefSeq names its product hedgehog acyltransferase like (gene HHATL). Gene Ontology annotation, molecular function: acyltransferase activity. Gene Ontology annotation, cellular component: endoplasmic reticulum. Bases 54 to 1568 code for a protein of 504 amino acids. Gene Ontology annotation, biological process: negative regulation of N-terminal protein palmitoylation. The transcript is spliced from 11 exons. Lineage: Eukaryota; Metazoa; Chordata; Mammalia; Carnivora; Hyaenidae. The record is from RefSeq and is a predicted model, not a curated record.